AUGAAGUGUUUCCUGCCACCACACCGACCGCUCACCUUCCAGACGUACGAGGAGUAUGAGUUACAUUACACCCAGGCACACAGGCAUCGGUGUGCGGAGUGCAUGAAGAACCUUCCUAGCGAUAGGUAUUUGGAGUUACAUAUUGCGGAGAAUCAUAACCCGAUUAAUCAGGCGCGGAAGGAGAGAGGGGAGUCAAUUUAUCAAUGUUUCGUAGAGGGAUGCGACAAGGUCGUUGAGACAUGGUGGAAGAGAAGGUUGCAUUGCAUUGAUAAGCAUCAAUACCCAAGGAACUAUGACUUCUUCAUCGUCAACGAUGGUAUUGAUCGACGACAUUCUAUGCUCCAGCCGGAAUGGGUAACGCGACGCAAGUUGGGCGAACAGCAAGCUAAAACCUCACCCUCGGGUUCCCAACGAGUCGUCGCAGCCAAGAACGAAGGCAAACGCGCAAUUCUCCCUGGUCAAUCUGUUUCAAACGCGAAAUCUCCACGGAAAUCUCAGGGCGAUAACCAGAAGGGCGCGGUGGACAACGAUGAGUCCGACACCGACGUGGUCGAGGCUGACGGGGAUGAAAUGAACGAGGACUACGAUUUUGAUCAAGGCAAUAAUAAUGACGUGAAAGACGAUGCCAUGACCGAUCUCACGACGUCCAUGUCUUCCUUGAAAUUUGUUCCACGAAAUAUACGAUUCGGACGAGGCCGAGGACGAGGCGGGUUUGCAAACCGAUGA
This is a messenger RNA of Eremomyces bilateralis CBS 781.70, 726 nucleotides long. RefSeq lists its product as uncharacterized. The record is from RefSeq and is a predicted model, not a curated record. Lineage: Eukaryota; Fungi; Ascomycota; Dothideomycetes; Eremomycetales; Eremomycetaceae. The transcript is spliced from 3 exons. The coding region runs from base 1 to 726 and encodes 241 amino acids.